CCAGGGGCCAGGGGCUCUUGCUUCGCCGCGGCCGAAGGUCUUGGGGAGACUGCAAGGGGCGCAAGCAGGCGCGAUCCGGGUGCGCCAUGGAGCCGCCCGAGGAGAAGAUCUCGGUGUGGAUUUGCCAAGAAGAGAAGAUCAUCUCUGGCCUCUCCCGCCGGACCACUUGCUCCGACGUGGUCCGGGUGCUCCUGGAGGACAGCCGCCAGCGGCGGCAGCAACAGCAACCUCGGCGGCGGCGGAGGCGACGGCGGGCAAGAGGAGAAGAGGGAGGCGGUGAAGGAGAAGGGGACCUGCGGGGAGGGGAACCGCGAGAGCCGGAGGAGGAUGACGAGGAAGCUCCGGCGCAGGGCAUGCUCUGGGGGCCCCCUCAGUGCUACUGCAUCGUGGAGAAGUGGCGGGGCUUUGAGCGGAUCCUGCCUAACAAGACGCGCAUCUUGCGCCUCUGGGCCGCCUGGGGAGAUGAGCAGGAGAACGUGCGCUUCGUCCUGGUGCGCAGCGAGGCAUCUCUGCCCAACGCGGGGCCCCGCAGCGCCGAGGCGCGGGUGGUGCUCAGCAAGGAAAGUCCCUGCUCCGGCCGGGGAGGCCCAGCCCGGCCCAGCCCGGCCCUGACCCAGGAGAAACAGCGGCGCGUGGUGCGCAAGGCUUUCCGCAAACUGGCCAAGAUCAAUCGGCGGCGCCAACAGCAGCCACCGUCCCCUUGCUCGUCCACCUCUACGUCGUCCUCCACGGCUUCGUCGUCUUCCUCGCCCCCGAGCCAGGACAGCGCUUCUGGAGAGCGGAUGGAGACCUUGGUGCACUUGGUGCUGUCCCAGGACCACACUAUCCGCCAGCAGGUGCAACGGAUCCGAGAGCUGGAUCGGGAAAUCGACCGCUACGAGGCCAAGGUGCACUUGGACCGCAUGAGGCGGCACGGCGUGAACUACGUGCAGGACACUUACCUGGUGGGGCCUGCGGCUGAGCUGGACGGUACCGGCACUCCGCAGAAGGGUCCUGACGAGGAACCUCCUUCUAGCAACGAAGAGGACCCGGAGGCUGCGGCACUGGCGGAGUACGCCCGUCGGUGCGAGCAGAUGCUGCAGCUCCAGGAGCAGCGAGCUCAGCAGGAGGAGCUGCUGGAGCGCGUGGCGGCCGAGAUCCAGGAGGAGCUGAACCAGAGGUGGAUGCGGCGGCGCCAGGAGGAGCUCUCGGGGCAGCCAGGCCCGGACGCCGAAGGCGGCCCGGAGGGCGAGCUCCUGCUGGAGCAGGAGAGGCUGAAGACGCAGCUCAGCACCAGCCUCUACAUCGGCCUGCGGCUCAGCACGGACCUAGAGGCGAUCAAGAGUGACCUGGACUACAGCCAACAGCAAUGGGAGCUCAAGGAGAGAGAGCUGCAGAGCCUAUUGGAGACUUUGGAAUCUUUAGACUUCGUGCCGAGCUCCGACGGGGCCGGGGAGCCUGGUUCCGGGGCUCCGGGCCCAGUAGAGGGCGAGGCUCGGGCGGGUGAGGAGGCAGUUGCUGCUGGCCCGGGCACGGGCGGGGGCCCGGGCCCCGAGGUGUGGGUGGACCAGGCCCGGGGACUGGCCAAAGGCUGCCAGGGCAACGAUGAAGACUCGGAUACGGGGCUGAGCUCCAUGCACAGUCAGGACUCAGAUUCUGUCCCAGUCUGUGAGUCUCUCGUGUAGGAGCAAAGAUGUGAGGGAAGGUAGAAAGACAGUGGUUUGGUCACCAAAAGCACGAGCCAGCUCAGGGAUCCCACGGGCAGAGUGGGGGUACCUCAUUCUGCUGCAGCCCCUUCCGUCAGGCCCAGUGUGGUGUGCGCUAAGGGGGCAUACUGACAGUUCGGGCUAGGAAGGGCCCCAUAAAGGACACCUCUUUUCCAAAAGGUUAGUUUUGUACCCCAACUUCAGCUGCAGAAGAAGGGAGUGGGAGAUAGGAAGGACAUCCCUCCGACUGAGGAACCUUAGUCCCAAGGGAAAUGGUCCAGGCCCCAUUUUCAAAGGAGUAUUAUAUGGAUUUCACUUGUUUUCAUUAGAGUGAAGUCUUUCAAUGGCAUUUCUGGGAACCGUGACAGUUGGAACACCAGUUUGGGGCAUUAGGUACUUAUCUUUGGUUGGUAAAGAAAUUCUUUGAAUUUUAAUUGUAGCUCUAACUUGUUAAAACUAGCCAAAGGGGAGGCAUUUGUGUUGGUCUCAGCCUUACAUCCUGGAGAAAACACACAGCCUUGGCUAUUAAGUUUUCAGCAGAUGCUAGAACUUAUCCAUGUCCUACAUUUUUGGCCCUUUUAUUUCACUUCUGAGGCUGAAUGGAAACCUCAGUUCUUUUUCUCCAGAGUUCAUCCAGUGCAUUCCAGCAGAAUCUGAGAUAUAAAAUCCUGGAAAGCUGACUCUGGUUAAACUUUAAUUUGGAAGCAUUGAGAUUUGCUCUAGCAAAGUCAAGUAUUCUGUCCUUUUGCAAUUCAUUGUGCUACUUCCAUUCAACUACAUUCCACAAGUCCUUGUUAAGCACCUACUGUGCGCCAGGCACUGUACUAGGCUCUUGGGGGUCUGGAAAAAAAAAAAAAAAAAGAACCAUAACAGUUCCCUUCCCCAAGGUCAGGAAUUUAGCUGCUGCUAUUUCAGGAAAAAUAAUAGUGAAGAUGGGAAAAACUAAGGGAAGCUGUGUAUUAAGGAAUGAGCCAUCUGAUUUACAGUUCAAACUCAGACUUUGAAAGUCUUCUGACAUUUAUGAGUACAUACCUGUAUUUCUUUUGAAUUGAGCAGUGCUUGAAAGCCAACCUGAACUCAACACCUCACCCUAAACCCCAGAGAAUGUAUCUUUUACCUGCCAGAGGCUUAACUGAGACACUGUAAAUAACAGUAUUUGCUAGCUAAGGUUUCAGAAAUUGUUGAAUAUAACCACUUCUCUCAAUAUUCCUCUAACAGGCCAUUUGAUUAACAGCCAUAGUCAGCCGAGGAUAAAGGUAUUUUUGUUUUAAAGUUAACUGAAGUGACUGAAUUCUGGACAGCUUAUGCACACACGCCUAGAGAUAAAAGUGUAACAGCUUUUCAAAACCGGUUUCCAAAGCUCCAGUGGACUCAGUGUAACCUUUUUAGUUAUUUCAAUAAAAAAAACACACACACAACUUAUCAACUAUAGGA
Messenger RNA from Antechinus flavipes (yellow-footed antechinus), 3119 nucleotides. It is a transcript of the gene RASSF10, whose product is annotated as Ras association domain family member 10. The record is from RefSeq and is a predicted model, not a curated record. Bases 87 to 1664 code for a protein of 525 amino acids. Gene Ontology annotation, biological process: signal transduction. The transcript has a single exon. NCBI's taxonomy places the organism in Eukaryota, Metazoa, Chordata, Mammalia, Dasyuromorphia, Dasyuridae.